Messenger RNA from Aspergillus saccharolyticus JOP 1030-1, 740 nucleotides. RefSeq lists its product as uncharacterized. The record is from RefSeq and is a predicted model, not a curated record. The transcript is spliced from 2 exons. The coding region runs from base 57 to 740 and encodes 227 amino acids. NCBI's taxonomy places the organism in Eukaryota, Fungi, Ascomycota, Eurotiomycetes, Eurotiales, Aspergillaceae.
AAGGAUAACAAAAUAUUGUAUGGAAAAAAAGCAAACACCAAGGGGACCUUGUCAAGAUGGAGCCUGAAGCAUCUGUUGAUAGUAUGCAGGAUUACACUCAUCCUGGUGUCAACAUUGAGCAGCUAGUAAAGGACUUCCUCGAAAAAGAAGGCCAGUCUAGAAUGCGUCAAAGUCAUCUUGAGCUACGUCUUGCUGAAGAGAUCUCGCGAGCCGAGUCAGAGCAGCUUUUUCGUUCUCAAUUGCAGGCUAGGCUUGCAGACACUUAUUUCAUCUACAACCAACUGCAUCUUUACCUUACCCAAGUCUUCCAGGAUCUAGAGAGUAGCCGAAAACAGCAUGCCGCGGAGAAGCGGCGUGUUCUGGAACUGGAGAGUCAUAUGCAAACUUUGAGUAUGCUUAACAAUAGUUUACUCAAAAUGCUGAUGCCGGGUUCUUUGGGAGAUUUCAAUCAUCAAGAUCAGAUACGUGGGUUGUCUUGCGAAAUCUACAGACAACAAUGUGUAAUCGAUGAGCUUCAAAACAUCAAACUAGCACAUGAGUCAACCAUUCAAACUCUACGAUAUACGAUUGAGACGACACUCGGCCACAUUUAUACCCCUCCUGAAAAUAGCGACGAGGAGCGGGAGGAUGAGCGCAGCAGUGAGGGUGAAGAUUGGGGAACUGGUGGGAAUGAGAGCAUCUCAGGGAUGCCUUUAGUGCCUAGUGUUGAGGGAACAGAGACUUAUGCGGUGAUCGAUUGA